UUGACGUUUAUUUGGUCGUGCAAGUUGAAUAUAACCUAGAAAAUAAACAAUCUCAUCUCAUGCAUUUUAUCACUACAAUAACCUAAAAUUGUUAUGAAAAUGGGUAAAAAAAGCAAAAAAUUUAAUAAAACACAAGAGACUCACCUUCCAAUAUCCGACGAAGGAAAACUACAGUUUGAGAAAAGUGAUUUUCCUUCAGACUCCAAUAACAGUACACAUUCAGUGAAAAAAUCUAAAAAGAAAAGAAAACUAGACUUAAAUGGUAGUGUAGAUACACCUGCGCAAAUAAAAAGUGAAGAAAUAGAUGAAAGCAACACCCCAGCUGAUGGUGCAAUCAAAAAGAAAAAGAGAGGUUUGAAUAAUGAGGUACUAAAUGAAGAAGUUCAAAAUGAUAGUGAUAAUAACUUAAAUGUAGAUGAAGUACAUAUCCCAAAGAAAAAAAACAAGAAAAAUAAAAUGUUAAAUGAAGAUGUUAAACUGGAAAUGGAUGAAGUCCCUGAAAUAGAAGAUCAUAAACCAAAAGAAGAUUCAAAGAAAAAGAAAAACAAGAAUAGUUUUACUGAUGAGGUUAAAAAUGAAGAAAUAGUACCCAAAAUAGAAAAUAACGAAACAAAGAAGAAAAGCAAAGCAAAGAGGGGGGCUCCAUCGUUAAAUGACGAGGAAGCACAAGUGACAGAAGAAGACAUUGACAAGUUUAUUGAUGAGUUGGGUGAGGAAGACAACAAGCAAUAUGAGGACUGGGUCAAGUUGCUAGAUGCCAGGCUCAGCAAGAAAACGAAAGCCGAGUAGAAAUCUA
Molecule: messenger RNA, 796 nt
Organism: Cydia amplana
Lineage: Eukaryota; Metazoa; Arthropoda; Insecta; Lepidoptera; Tortricidae
Exons: 1
Coding region: 94-789 (231 amino acids)
Source: RefSeq, a predicted model, not a curated record